This is a messenger RNA of Acipenser ruthenus (sterlet), 7067 nucleotides long. RefSeq names its product phospholipid-transporting ATPase VA-like. Gene Ontology annotation, molecular function: ATP binding; ATP hydrolysis activity; ATPase-coupled intramembrane lipid carrier activity. The transcript is spliced from 21 exons. Gene Ontology annotation, cellular component: plasma membrane. The coding region runs from base 386 to 4957 and encodes 1523 amino acids. NCBI's taxonomy places the organism in Eukaryota, Metazoa, Chordata, Actinopteri, Acipenseriformes, Acipenseridae. Gene Ontology annotation, biological process: phospholipid translocation. The record is from RefSeq and is a predicted model, not a curated record.
UUGACACCAGUCAAUCACACAACCCGCGACUCUCAAAACAUUAGGGCGAAACAAGCCCAAUUACUAUAAGCGGACUUCACGAAAAACAUUUCUUUUGAGAAAGGUAGGCGGAGCAUGGCCGGGAAUCAGGUUUCGUCAGGGGUGACGAGGGGAUACGCGGCUCAAGGGAUAGAUGCGGCAAGUGAAGAAACAGCUUUCCAAGCUCCAAUUACACCGUUAAUCGGGGAGAAAUAAGAAUGGCGAGUAAGAAAGUCAGGAUUAGUGGAGAAAUCCUUCCCUCUCUUCGUUGUAAACACAACUCAACAGCAUGAUUACUUACUGUAUGUGUUGUUUUGUAAGCGGAAAGGAGAACAGCUUCACUUUUUCUGAAGUUUUGUUGUGAAGCAUGGCGCCAGAGUUCGGAGAGAGCGGAGAGGUGAAAAGUUACAAACUUAAGAAAAGAAGGAAAAAGCAGAGCAAGAAAGACAUUAAAACCAGGACGGUGCAUUCCAAUCUGCUGUACAGCUGUGCCAAAGGAGACGAGAACCCCAACAGACCUUAUGCACACAAUAACAUUAAAACCACCAAAUAUACCCUGCUGUCUUUUCUGCCGAAGAACCUAUUCGAGCAGUUCCACAGGUUUGCGAACGUCUAUUUUGUUUUUAUCGCUUUGCUCAAUUUUGUGCCCAUUGUCAAUGCAUUUCAACCGGAGCUGGCGCUGGCGCCCGUGGUUUUUAUUCUCUCUGUUACGGCUCUCAAGGAUCUUUGGGAGGAUUACAGAAGACACAGAUCAGAUAAAGAAAUUAAUCACAUGGAUUGCCUCGUUUACUGCAGGAAUGAAAGGAAAUACCUGGAGAAGUACUGGAAGGAAAUCCAGGUUGGGGAUUUCAUUCGUCUUCGAUGCAAUGAGAUAAUUCCUGCAGAUGUGCUUCUCCUGUCCUCCAGCGACCCUGACGGUCUGUGUCACAUCGAAACAGCCACGCUGGACGGGGAGACCAAUCUCAAACAGAGGCAGGUGGUGAGGAGCUUCUCAGAGCUGGACUGUGUGUUUGACCCCACACAGUAUAAGGCAGUAAUCGAAUGUGAGAAGCCCAACAAUGACCUGAACAGGUUCCGGGGUUACAUGAUACACCGAAGUGGAAGGAGAGACGGGCUUCACAAGGAGAACCUGUUACUGCGAGGAUGCACGAUAAGAAACACGGAGGAAGCCGUAGGAAUCGUCAUUUACGCAGGUCAUGAAACCAAAGCCAUGUUGAAUAACAACGGACCUCGUUACAAACGCAGCAAGCUGGAGAGACAGAUGAAUGUACAUGUGUUUUGGUGUGUCAUCAUACUUGUGGUCAUGUGCCUCUUUGCUGCCAUUGGGCACGGACUGUGGGUGUGGCAGUAUGGGGAGCACCGCCCACUUUUUGAUGUUCCGAGUCCAGAAGGACCUGCCUUAUCACCAGCGUUAUCUGCAGUAUACCUCUUCUUAACUAUGAUCAUCAUCUUUCAGGUAUUGAUUCCCAUCUCUCUCUACGUCUCCAUUGAAAUUGUAAAAAUCUGCCAGGUGUACUUUAUUCAUCAAGACUUGGAUCUGUACGACGAGGAGACAGACUCCCACCUGCAGUGCCGGGCACUAAACAUCACUGAGGAUCUGGGACAGAUGCAGUACAUCUUCUCUGACAAGACCGGCACCCUCACAGAGAACAAGAUGGUCUUCCGAAGGUGCACCGUGAUGGGAGAGGAGUACUCCCACGAUGCAAAUGCGAGAAGGUUAGCCACGUACCAAGAGGCUGACUCUGAAGAGGAGGAGUGCACCUCCAAAGCGGGGACCCUGCCCAGACGGGACAGCGUGACAAGCCAUCAGAGUGUCAAGGUCAUGCACCGCUCACAGAGCACCAAGUCCCACCGGAGGACAGGCAGCAGGGCUGAGGCAAAGAGGGCCAGCAUCCUCUCCAAGCACACUGCGUUCAGCAGCCCAAUGGAGAAGGACAUCACCCCUGACCCGAAACUGUUUGACAAGGUUAAUGAAUGUGCCAGCCAGUUAUACUUGAUGAGAAGCCAGGGGCAGCCUAUGAACCACCUGGCCUCGGAACUGUCCGACGUUAUCGAUUUCUUCAUCGCCUUAACAAUUUGCAAUACAGUCGUGGUCUCUUCACCCAAUCAGCCAAGACACAAGGUCCGUGUCAGGUUGGAGCUGAAGUCUCCGGUGAAGACCAUCGAAGACUUUAUCCGCCGCUUCACUCCCAGCCGCUUGACUGGGUCCAACAGCAGCAGCUCCUCCAGUCUGGUAACCAACAGAUCGACGCACAAGACGUGCUCCAGCCUCCUCUCUUCUCCCUCCGCAGAGAGCACUCUGAUGGGACUGGAGGAGGAGCUGGGCCCCACGCCCCGGAGAGAGGCCGGUCCGGCCAGCCCACCGGGGGGAGACGGGGAACUGCGCUACGAGGCCGAGUCCCCGGACGAAGCGGCUCUCGUCUACGCAGCCAGAGCCUACAACUGCGCGCUGGUGGGGAGGCUGCCUGAACAGGUGACUGUGGAGCUGCCACACCUGGGCAAGCUGACCUUUGAACUCCUGCACACCCUGGGCUUCGACGCGACCAGGAAGAGGAUGUCGGUGGUGGUGAGGCACCCGCUGACAGGCGAGAUUGUCGUUUACACCAAAGGAGCCGAUUCCACCAUCAUGGAUCUCACCAGGCACGGCUCCACAGAUGAGAACAGAAAGAUCCUGAAUAAAACCCAGAAUUACCUAAACCUCUAUGCUGCUGAUGGCCUUCGGACUCUAUGUAUUGCCAAAAGGGUAUUAAGUAAAGAAGAAUAUGCAUGUUGGUUAAAAAGACAUCUGGAAGCAGAAUCUGCUAUUCAGAGUCGAGAGCAGUUGCUGUUUGAGUCGGCUCUGCGAUUGGAGAAGAAUCUGCAUCUUUUAGGUGCCACUGGUAUUGAAGACCGCCUGCAGGACGGCGUUCCUGAAGCCAUUGCUGCUCUCCGCAAGGCUGGAUUACAGGUCUGGGUUCUCACGGGGGACAAACAAGAAACCGCAAUCAACAUUGCCUACUCCUGCAAACUACUGGACCACGAGGAAGAGAUCAUCACUCUGAACGCUGAAACACCGGAAGCUUGUGCUGUUCUUCUGGAUGAGAGUAUACACUACAUUCAAUCCAAGUUUGUCAACAACACACUCAACCCUGCUGCUGAAGACUUUGAGGUUGAUUUCACCCCGUUCCAAAUCCCUUCCUCCUCCUCGGUUCACCGUCUGGGUCUGGUUAUUGAUGGCAGAACCUUGGCAUACGCUCUGGAUAAAAGGCUGGAAGACAAAUUCCUUGCUGUGGCCAGAAGCUGCAGAUCAGUGCUGUGCUGUCGAUCCACCCCUUUACAGAAAAGCAUGGUGGUGAAACUGGUUCGGAACAAGCUCAAAGUAAUGACCUUGGCAAUAGGUGAUGGAGCUAAUGAUGUCAGCAUGAUCCAGGUCGCUGAUGUGGGAGUGGGAAUCUCUGGACAGGAAGGCAUGCAGGCUGUCAUGGCCAGUGACUUUGCAGUCCCACGGUUCCAGUAUUUGGAGAAACUCCUCCUGGUUCAUGGACACUGGUGCUACUCUCGACUUGCCAAUAUGAUCCUCUAUUUCUUCUACAAAAAUGCAAUGUUCGUAGCCAUUCUGUUCUGGUUCCAGUUUUACUGUGGGUUCUCAGGAUCGGCCAUGAUGGAUCAGUGGUACCUUAUUUUCUUUAACCUGAUGUUCUCUUCCUUUCCUCAACUCGUUACCGGGAUCCUGGACAGGGACGUCUCCUCGGAGACCCUGUUAGCUCUGCCUGAGCUCUACAGAAACGGUCAAGACUCUGAGGAAUAUAAGCCACACAUGUUCUGGAUGAAUAUGAUAGAUGCCUUCUACCAAAGCCUCGUCUGCUUUUUCAUUCCUUACUUUGCCUAUGCUGACUCCGAUGUGGAUUUGUUUACAUGGGGAACUCCGGUCACUACCUUGGCUCUUUUCACUAUCCUGAUGCAUUUAGGCAUUGAAACCAAGACAUGGACCUGGCUUAAUUGGGCCUCCGUUGUGUUCAGCCUCGCCCUGUUCUUCACAGUGGCGCUGUGCUACAACGCUUCCUGCCCUACAUGUUACCCUCCAUCCAAUCCCUACUGGACCAUGCAGAGGCUCAUGGGAGACCCCAUGUUCUACCUGCUUUGUGCUCUCACCCCCGUCGUUGCUCUGCUUCCCAGAUACUUACACCGAGUGUUUCAGGGAACACUCUUCCCAACCCAGGUCCAACAAGGACGACAGCUGGAUGAACUUCCUUCGCUCAAACGAAGCAACAUUCUUCGUCAACGGAGUCCAACAGUAGAUUCGCCGUUUGGUCCCAGACCCUCUUUCCACCUUUUUCCGGAGCCUUUCCCAAUGGAUUACGGAUACAGAGUAACCGAAUCCCACUCCCACCAGCUCCGUGAAGCCUCCAGAGAUUGCAACCAGCCAGGGAAUGGCUCAGCCGCUCAAGGAGAUGGACAGGACAGAGAGAGAGAGGCAAGCACGAGCAGAAGUGACCCUCCUGGAGAAUCACAGGAAGAGGAUCCCUUUCCAAUACCAAAGAGCCAUCGGGCUUCAGAUGCCAACACGCUGCCGUAUUCAGAAGCUCUGCGAGCCGCUGUGGACUCGGAGUCCUCCUUCUGUGAAGACGGCUUCAGACUGGAUCCCAUCGGGGACUCGGAGUCCUCCUUCUGUGAAGACGGCUUCAGACUGGACCCCAUCGGGGACUUGGAUUUACUGAACUGGAUAACAUCUGCUGCAUUGUUUAAUCAACCUGGGAGUGCAGUGCAGGCCGAGUCCUCGCAAAGCAUGUUACAGACUGCGGAGAAGGAGGAUGGGAGCCCUUCACCCACCAGCACACGCCCACACUCGGAUCUGGAAGUUGUACAAAACCAGCAGCUUUUGAACCCGGUCAGCAGUGAAGUGAAGGCAGCUGUUCCAGACUGUUUACAAGAGGGAGCUCUCGAAACAACAUUGUUAUGAGAUAGUAUUUUAAUACAGAGUAUUUAUAUGAUUCAAUUUGCACAGCAGUUGUACAAUACUAUUCCAUCAUCAACAUUUCCAGAGUGUUUUAGGUCCUGUAAAUCGCUACAAUCUAUAGUUAUAGUAUUUAAUUACUAGCAAUAUUUUUUUUUAGGUCUAAAAUCUAAAAGCUUUCCUGUUUCUCUGUUUUUGAGAGCAUAUGAUUGAGGUACGUUUUUUUGUUUUUGUUUUUGUUGAAUCUUUAAUGUCAUCCGAAAGUUUACAAGAAGUUUUCAUCUCAUGACCAAACACAAACGUAUUAAUCAGCACUUCAGAUAUUACAAAAGUUACACCAAAUAUUGUUUCAGUACUUCGAAAUGAUCAGAACUAAAAAAAAAUACCUCUUAAAGUACUGUUUUUAUGGAUCACUGCAGAGAAAGGAAACGUGUUACUGGGUAUUUUAUGAAGAGCCCUUGCUCACUGUCAUUGCAAUUUGCAGUUGGUAUAAAGUACAAAAAGGGUUAACGGAUCUCGGAGUUAAACUUCUUGAAGGACAGUUGGAAGAACAUUCACAACUGAGACACUAAGUACCACUGGAUGCACACAGAAGUGUAAUAGUUAAGAAGCAAUAUGCAGGGCUCGGCCAUUACGUUUGGGGAUCUGCAUAGUGUUUGUGUUCGAUGGAGCUGCCAUUGUAAUCAGGCUUCUUAGUUUAUACCUGUUAUGCACCUCUGCAGCCCUCCUCUUCCUUGCUGCACAUAGAUCAGUCAGGAGUUGUCUCCUGAAAUGGGACAUGUCACGUGAUUCAGCGCCUUUGCAUUGCCUCUCGAUGCACACACUUUAUCCCAGGGUCACAUGUCGUAUGAUUCCUAGUUUUCAAGCGUGUUAGUAUCAGUGUACCUAUAAAAGUCUAAAGCAUCGGAAUUGCCUUAUUCAUGGUAAAUGAAGCAAGUCAUGUAUAACCAAACCUCAUAUUAUUGCAAAUAACCCCUCUCUGAAGUUACUCCAGUGUUUGCUGCAUUCAUUGCUAUGUUCAAACUGUACAUGUAUUUGCUGUAGUUCUACCAGCUUCUAUAGUCUAGUAGUGCUGUUACUGCAUAUAGUACUGCAAAUGGCAGGAAGUGCAAGCAAAGAACUACAGCCCAGCCAUAAGGUAUGGUCGAUUCCCAUGACCUCAUUUCUACUUGAGAGUGUCAGUCUCGUUAUGAGACGGAACAGAUAUAGCAACUAAACCGUGGGCCUCCCUUCAAAACAAAUACCUAAGUAAACAGUCAUGCAGAUUGUAUCAAAGCCAUUUUAAUGUCCCUGCCAUACCCUUCAAGUGUGCUUCUGCUUCACACAGAGGAGGUCACCUCUCCACGGUGAUCUUCUCUAUAGAAAUGCAUCACUGAAUGGAGUCGACAGCCCUCCUGGAGGAGGUCACGUCUCCAUGGUCAUCUUGUCUAUAGAAAUGCAUCACUGAAUGGAGUCGACAGCCCUCCUGGAGGAGGUCACGUCUCCACGGUGAUCUUCUCUAUAGAAAUGCAUCACUGAAUGGAGUCGACAGCCCUCCUGGAUGAGGUCACGUCUCCACGGUGAUCUUCUCUAUAGAAAUGCAUCACUGAAUGGAGUUGACAGCCCUCCUGGAGGAGGUCACGUCUCCACGGUGAUCUUCUCUGUAGAAAUGCAUCACUGAAUGGAGUUGACAGCCCUCCUGGAGGAGAUCACGUCUCCACGGUGAUCUUCUCUAUAGAAAUGCAUCACUGAAUGGAGUCGACAGCCCUCCUGGAGGAGAUCACGUCUCCACGGUGAUCUUCUCUAUAGAAAUGCAUCACUGAAUGGAGUCGACAGCCCUCCUGGAGGAGGUCACGUCUCCACGGUGAUCUUCUCUAUAGAAAUGCAUCACUGAAUGGAGUCGACAGCCCUCCUGGAGGAGGUCACGUCUCCACGGUGAUCUUCUCUAUAGAAAUGCAUCACUGAAUGGAGUCGACAGCCCUCCUGGAGGAGGUCACGUCUCCACGGUGAUCUUCUCUAUAGAAAUGCAUCACUGAAUGGAGUCGACAGCCCUCCUGGAGGAGGUCACGUCUCCACGGUGAUCUUCUCUAUAGAAAUGCUUCACUGAAUGGAGUCGACAGCCCUCCUGGAGGUCACG